Molecule: messenger RNA, 961 nt
Organism: Doryrhamphus excisus (bluestripe pipefish)
Lineage: Eukaryota; Metazoa; Chordata; Actinopteri; Syngnathiformes; Syngnathidae
Product: protein CEBPZOS-like
Source: RefSeq, a predicted model, not a curated record
AACGCGUUUUGCACUGUUUUGUCCCCGGUAAGCUUCCGUAGUUAGCUAAUUGCUCUCUACUGUCACCGAGGGACACCAACUACCACCUUUAAAAACACGAUUUUACCAGUAAACACAUCUUUGUGCAACCAACUAACUGCUUUGGUCGCCAACGAGAGAUGUCUCCUAAACCUUUGGCACCACUGGCCAAAAAAUUGAUGAAGGUCGUCAUUGUUGUUGAGCUACUUGGAAUCUUUGGAGCCUACAAGCUCUUUGACAUGAUGAACAGCAGCCAAGAUUUGAGGAGCAGGAUGAGCAGAAGGUUUCCAGCCAUUCUAGAAGUUUACUACAAGUCCAAUGAGCUGGCGGGUGUUCACGGCAUUCGGGAGAGAGACCAACUGGACUGGAUGGCCACACGGGACUGACAACUGCUUCCUGUUCCUGUUCCCACCCACCGUCUUGGGUCAGCCCAUCUGCUUCCUCUUGUUGAAGUUUGUCUUCCCGUGGACGUUGCGGUCCGGUCGUCAUGUUGGGUGUCCCACUUGAGCAUCACAGGACCGCGGCGUGAAUGGUUAACGUGCGACUUGCUCACUCGGGUGCCGCUGCAUGGAAACCGGGGAUGCGCUGGAAGGACUUUCACAACAAGUUUGUAGGAUGUUGACUCAGACGUCACCAGCGUCGGCCAUGCUGGUUGUUUGUUUGCACAUGUAGUACAAAUAAAGCAAGACGUAUACAUACGUAUUCACAGUACAUAAGUAUUCAUAGCCUUUGUGCCAUGGACCACUCCAUCCAUACCAUAAACCCACCCCCACAUAAACUGCACAUUUUUUGAGAGGCCUUUUAUUGUGGCCAGCCUAAGUCACACCUGUAAAAAUAGGAAGUAUACAUAUGUAUAUUGACAUUACCAUAUGUGUGUAAUAUUUCCAUAUCAUUUCAAUAUGUUGACAUGUCAACCAGCCCUUCUAUUGCAAAAGCAACGGCC